Messenger RNA from Aegilops tauschii subsp. strangulata, 2035 nucleotides. RefSeq names its product EH domain-containing protein 1. Gene Ontology annotation, molecular function: calcium ion binding; GTP binding; protein binding. Gene Ontology annotation, biological process: endosomal transport; endocytosis. Gene Ontology annotation, cellular component: plasma membrane; cytoplasm. Lineage: Eukaryota; Viridiplantae; Streptophyta; Magnoliopsida; Poales; Poaceae. The record is from RefSeq and is a predicted model, not a curated record.
UGCAUCCCCGUUCCACGCCCAAAAGGGGGAGAAGAGACGAGCACCCGCACCCCGUGAGGUUUCCGUUUGUCCACUCCUGCUGCCGCUGCUGCUCGCGUCAGCCGCUGCCGCCGCCGCCGCCGCCGACGCGAGGAGGGAGACCGUGGAUGGAGAUCGCGCGGUCCGCCGCCGCCGUGGGCUGCUCCAAGGAGCACCAGAGGAUCUACGCCGACUGGUUCGCCAUCGCUGACCCAGAUGGAGACGGGCGCGUCACGGGUGCCGACGCCACCAAGUUCUUCGCCAUGUCCGGCCUCUCCCGCGCCGACCUCAAGCAGGUCUGGGCGAUUGCUGACUCCAAGCGGCAGGGGUACCUCGGCUUCGGCGAGUUCGCGGCCGCGAUGCAGCUCGUGUCUCUGGCUCAAGCGGGCAAUGAGAUCACCCAGGACAGUCUCAAGCGUGAAGAUCUGAGUAGCUUGGAUCCUCCUGAGAUGAAAGGUCUUGAUGAACUGCUUGCUAGAUCAAUGGCUAUUGUGAAUGUAGUUCGCCCACAAGAAAAUGGCACCCCUCAGGUGCAAGCACCUUCUACAAACAGCUGGUUCAGUUCCAAAUCUGCAAAGAAGAUUCAAACGCCUCUGACUGCUGUUACUUCUGUAAUUGAUGGCUUGAAAAGACUGUACAUCGAAAAACUGAAGCCUUUAGAAGUUGCAUACCGGUUCAAUGAUUUUGCCUCUCCAUUGCUGACGAACAGUGACUUCGAUGCGAAGCCAAUGGUUAUGCUCUUGGGUCAAUAUUCUACAGGGAAAACAACAUUCAUUAAGCACCUGUUGAAAUCAAACUUUCCAGGAGCUCAUAUUGGACCAGAGCCCACUACUGACAGAUUUGUAGUUGUGAUGUCAGGAUCUGAUGAAAGGACUGUUCCUGGCAAUACAAUUGCAGUCCAAGCCGAUAUGCCUUUCAAUGGUCUUACGACAUUUGGGGGUGCAUUCCUAUCAAAGUUUGAAUGCUCUCAGAUGCCACACCCUCUACUGGAUCAUAUCACCUUUGUCGACACUCCUGGUGUUCUCUCUGGUGAAAAGCAAAGGACCCAGCGUAGUUAUGAUUUCACUGGUGUAACUUCAUGGUUUGCUGCAAAGUGCGAUGUUAUUCUUCUAUUGUUUGAUCCUCACAAGCUCGAUAUCAGUGAUGAAUUCAAGCGUGUCAUUUCUUCUUUACGGGGGAAUGAAGACAAAAUACGUGUGGUGCUUAACAAGGCAGACCAAGUUGACACUCAGCAGCUUAUGAGAGUGUACGGUGCGCUGAUGUGGUCUCUUGGGAAAGUUCUAAACACCCCUGAGGUUAUGCGUGUCUACAUUGGGUCGUUUAAUGACAAACCUGUGAAUGAAUCAGCUGUUGGGCCAAUUGGAAAGGAAUUGUUUGAGAAAGAGCAAGAGGAUCUCCUUGCUGACCUGAAAGACAUACCUAAGAAGGCUUGUGAUCGCCGGGUCAAUGAGUUUGUGAAGCGUGCUAGAGCUGCGAAGAUCCAUGCUUACAUAAUUGGCCAGCUGAAGAAGGAGAUGCCUGCAAUGAUGGGGAAAGCCAAGGCCCAACAGCGACUCAUCGACAACUUACAAGAUGAGUUUGCAAAGGUCCAGAGGGAGUACCACCUUCCGGCGGGCGACUUCCCCGACGUGGAGCACUUCAAGCAGGUGCUGGCCGGGUACAGCAUCGACAAGUUUGAGAAGAUGAAGCCCAAGAUGGUGCAGGCCGUGGACGACAUGCUCGCGCACGACAUCCCGGACCUCCUCAAGAACUUCAGCAACCCUUACCAGUGAACCUGUUGCUGACCUCUCGUCAGUUGCGACUUGUUCCUCUAGUGUUGCUCGUCUGCCAUGACUCAUGAUGGAAGUAGGCAAGCGUGAGAGACCCAUGCCCUUGUGUGGGAAAAGUGAUAAACGUGUAACACAAUGUUCAGAGAUGCAUUGACUCUUUCCUUUUGUCUUCAGUGCUGUACUGCCGCAGCCUAUGCAUCUUUGACAACUGUUUGGAAUAGAUACUUGGUGGGAGAAUUCAGGAUGAA